AUGAAGAUGAACCAUUCAAUUUCAAGAUUUCGCCCCGCCUCGUGGUUCGAAAAGACGAAGAUAAUUCCGCCUCAGGUAUACAUUUUUAGGAACUUAGAAUAUGGACAAGUGCUAUAUUCUCAAUUUCCUAACUUUUCGCAAAAGCAGGUGGACAAACUAUUUAUGAGACCAAACUGGAGCAACAGAAAACCAUCAUUGAGAAGGGACAUUUGGAAAUGUAUGUGUGUAGUGAACUUGCAAAAUUACGAGCAGAGUGUACAUCUGUACCAGAACCUUUGCCGGUUGAGAUAUCUACGUGAUGUGGCACAACGCAAAAAGAGCGACAAGCUAAGAAAAAAGGACUCUAACGGACAUGUUUGGUACAGUGGACAGUACAGACCUACAUAUUGUCAAGAAGCGGUGGCAGACUUACGAGAAUCGUUGUUAAAGGUGUUUGAAAGUUCUGCACAACCGGAAAAGCAGACACCAUCCGUCAAAAAACCCUCGAUAUACUGGGAGGAUCCGUGGAGGAUGGGCGACAAGGACAAACAUUGGAAUUACAACGUGUUCAAUGCUUUGGGGCUGGAACACAAGCUUAUUGAGCGUGUAGGGAACAUCGCGAGGGAAGAAAGCGUAAUUCUGAAAGAACUAGCUAAGCUCGAAUCACAUCCUACGGAGCAGACAGAAGUGUCUUCACAGUAA
This is a messenger RNA of Saccharomyces paradoxus, 681 nucleotides long. It is a transcript of the gene MHR1, whose product is annotated as mitochondrial 54S ribosomal protein mL67. The record is from RefSeq and is a predicted model, not a curated record. Bases 1 to 681 code for a protein of 226 amino acids. Gene Ontology annotation, cellular component: nucleus; mitochondrial large ribosomal subunit. Gene Ontology annotation, biological process: positive regulation of mitochondrial DNA replication; DNA recombination. The transcript has a single exon. Lineage: Eukaryota; Fungi; Ascomycota; Saccharomycetes; Saccharomycetales; Saccharomycetaceae. Gene Ontology annotation, molecular function: single-stranded DNA binding; structural constituent of ribosome; DNA strand exchange activity.